AAUGGCUUCUAAGUUUUCAGAGGAGGAUUUCUCCUGUCCUGUGUGCUGUGACAUCUUCAAGGAUCCUGUUGUUCUGCUCUGCAGUCACAGUGUGUGUAAAGUGUGUUUGCAGCAGUUCUGGGAGACCAAAGCAUCCAGGGAAUGUCCAGUUUGUAGGACAAAGUCGUCUACGGAAACUCCACCUAUAAGUCUGACUUUAAAGAACCUGUGUGAGACUUUCCUACAGGAGAGAAGUCAGAGAUCUUCAUCUGAAACAGUCUGCAGUCUGCACAGUGAGAAACUCAAACUCUUCUGUCUGGAUGAUCAACAGACGGUGUGUGUGGUGUGUCAGACUUCAAAGAAACACACAAACCACAAAUUCUGCCCCAUUGAUGAGGCAGUAACAGAUUGUAAGGAGGAGCUCAAAACUGCAGUAAAGCCUCUUCAGGAGAAACUGAAGAUCUUUAAAGACUGUAAACUGAACUGGAGUGAGAUGGCAGAACAUAUAAAGAAUCAGGCUCAGCACACUGAGCGUCAGAUUAAGGAGGAGUUUGAGAAGCUUCACCAGUUUCUACGAGAUGAAGAGGCAGCCAGGAUCGCUGCACUUAGAGAGGAAGAGGAGCAGAAGAGUCAGAUGAUGAAGGAAAAGAUUGAGAAGCUGAGCGGAGAGAUAACAUCUCUUUCAGACACAAUCAGAGCCAUAGAAGAGGAGAUGGGAGCUGAAGAUGUCUCGUUCUUACAAAACUACAAGUCCACAGUGAAAAGAGCCCAAUGUACAGUACAGCAUCCAGAGGAGCUUUCAGGAGCACUGAUCCAUGUGGCAAAACAUCUGGCCAACCUAAAGUUCAGGGUCUGGGAGAAGAUGCAGCACACUGUUCCAUACAGUAAGACUUCUUUACUCUUCUCUUCCUCAGUAAUUCUGGACCUGAACACUGCUCAUCACUUAAUCAUUGUAUCAGGUGACCUGACAAACGUGAUACAUGAUUUUAUGCGUUUUGGGAAACCAAAGGUUCCUGAUAAUCCAGAAAGAUUUGAUGAUAGUCCAUGCAUCCUGGGCUGUGAAGGCUUAAACUCAGGGACACACUGCUGGGAUGUUGAAAUUGGAAACAGUAUAGACUGGUAUGUGGGUGUAAUGACAGAAUCGGUUCAGAGGAAAGGAGAUGUGUUUUCCAGAGAUGGAAUUUGGUAUUUUAGUUGUUACGAUGGUGGAUAUAAGGUCGGUUAUACACAUCGAAAAUUCCGUUUCCUCUUAUUGGAACAGAAACCCCAGAGGAUCAGAGUGCAUCUGGACUGGGACAAAGGAGAGCUUUCAUUUUCUGAUCCUCUCACUGACACACACAUAUUUACUUUCAAAGACAGAUUUACUGACACAUUACUGCCAUUCCUAGGUGUUGUUGAUACAGAAUUGCCAUUAAAAAUUCUCCCACUUCAGUGCUCUGUAACACUGAAUCAGAUCGCUUAGAGCUGAAAUUGUUUAGUCUGUUUUUUAUUAACAUAAUCCUGCCUAAAAGGUCAUUAAUCUUUGUAAUUCAUUUUACAGAAUGUCUGAAACUUAAGUUGUUAAUUAUGUAGUGUGUCUAAAAGUAUCUGGACACUUAAGCCCCAAGAACUGUAUGUCAAAUCAGGGAAGAAAAAAAGAGAUGCGAUAUCCUGAUAAUUCAGUACAUUCAGGUCAUCAGCUGACUUCAUUUUUUUUGCCGCAUAACGUUGCUGAUCCUAGACCUGACCAACUGAAGCAACCCCAUGACCCCAACUCUUCAUGUGCUUACCUUCUUACCCUGACACGCACAUGAUUCUGAACUCAUCAGACCACAUAACCCCUUUUCCAUUGCUCCGAACCUGCCUGGCCCUAUGUGUAAAAGUAGCUUCCUACCUGGUUGUGCCUCGUUUGGUGGCAUCAACUACAAUCAAGUGUUUGCAGGAACUGGUAAUGCUUGACAUUUUGGUAAUUGAUCAACAAUUGAUUAAUCAACUGGUAAUUGCUUGACUUUUCCAUUGCUGUGGAGGAAUUUUGGCCCACUCUUCUAUGAAGAAUUGGUCUCAUUUAGCCAUGUUUGAGUCCGUAGAAUAUUUGCCCAAAAGUCUUGGAGCUAAUCAAGAUGGUGAGUCUGUUUAAAUGGUGAGAAGUAGUCCUCCUGUUAGUUUCUUGUCAUGGUGCGUGCCACACUGAACAUUGACUAGAGAAAGCAAAGGAAAUAGUUGUCUGAGGAAAACAGAAAGAAACUUAUUGACAUUCUUAUAUGUUUGUAUGGCAUGACUAACUAAUGUUUCAUUCAUACUUAUAUGGGUUCAUUUACUGUAUAUGUUAUCUAAAUGUUGGUAAAGUUAAAAAUAAAUAUAUAAAUAAAAGCAAUCAUCAUUUUCUUUCUCAUAUCCUGCCUACAGUCUCUCCCUGACUGCCCCUUAGGAUUUAUAUAAUGAAUAAAAAGGUGCAUAUAUGUUUUACACAGUUUUAUUUAAAAUCUAAAAUAUGUAUUGUCUGUAGUUUGAGAUGUAGAUUUUUUUUUAAUUAUUCAAAAUAUUAACCUUAAAUAACUUAUUACUGUACAUACGUGUUAGUGCACUCUUUAUAAUCAUUAAAUCUAAGCCAC
Molecule: messenger RNA, 2570 nt
Organism: Clarias gariepinus (North African catfish)
Lineage: Eukaryota; Metazoa; Chordata; Actinopteri; Siluriformes; Clariidae
Product: E3 ubiquitin-protein ligase TRIM35-like
Exons: 6
Coding region: 2-1441 (479 amino acids)
Molecular function (GO): zinc ion binding; protein binding
Source: RefSeq, a predicted model, not a curated record